Suricata suricatta (meerkat) is the source of this 1809-nucleotide messenger RNA. It is a transcript of the gene PROX2, whose product is annotated as prospero homeobox 2. Gene Ontology annotation, biological process: regulation of transcription by RNA polymerase II. Lineage: Eukaryota; Metazoa; Chordata; Mammalia; Carnivora; Herpestidae. The record is from RefSeq and is a predicted model, not a curated record. The transcript is spliced from 5 exons. Gene Ontology annotation, molecular function: DNA-binding transcription factor activity, RNA polymerase II-specific; RNA polymerase II cis-regulatory region sequence-specific DNA binding. Bases 1 to 1809 code for a protein of 602 amino acids. Gene Ontology annotation, cellular component: nucleus.
AUGGAUCCAAACUCUGGCUUGCUUCCUUCUCUGUCCCGGGCCUGUUCCCAUCUGGCAGAGCCCUGUAUGGAAGGUGAAAGAAGCCCAGCCCCCCGAGAACAAGGCAGAGACUCCCACUUUCCCUGGAGUGCUGUCCCCAGCUCCAGCUUUCCCGAUCCUGACUGGUUUUGGGAUGAGAACAUCCAAGCAAAGAGGGCCCGAGUGGAGACCAUUGUGCAAGGCAUGUGCCUCUCUCUUAACGCUCUGGUGCCGGGCAAUACCCAAGCCAGGGACAGCCCGUAUUGCCCAGAGAAGGCCCAGGAGCGGAAGAGGAAGCAGAGCCUUCCCAUGCAGCAAGGCCCCCUGAAGCCAGGCCUUGUCGGGGACCAUGGCAGCAGGAAAGGGAGCCCCCGGGUGAGAGAACAGCUCUAUCAACUGAAGCAACAGCUAAGACAUUUGCAAAAGCACAUCUUGCAGGCUGCGGAGCCCAGGGACAUGGCUCAGGACCCAGGAGGCUCUGAGAUGGACAAGGGCCCCCUGAGCGUAAAGCAGAGGAAGGGCUAUGGAUCUAGGCCCUGGGCUAUGGACAGUGACCACCACUCGGGUUCCCAUCGGGACUUCUCCAGGAAAGAAAAACACAGAGUGUGUGAGGUCGAAUACCAGUCUGAGGAGCCCAGGCUCCUUCCUUGUGGAGCACAGGAUUUGCUGGAGAUUCUGAGGAAGGAAUUGACCGGGGCAGUGUCCCAGGCUGUGGACUCAGUAUUACAAAAGGUGCUCUUGGAUCCACCAGGCCAUCCGACUCAGCUGGAUAGAAGCUUCCAGGGGCUUGUGCCAGAGGGUAGAAGUGAGCCCUCGCCUCCCAAGAGAGGUAUCUGUAAAGAUCUCUUUCCUUUUGCCACCUUGCCCAGGAGGGUCCAGCCACAGACUGGGGUCCUGUUGCAAAACUUACCACUGGCCAAGUCUCUAGAUCCUCCCAGGUGCCCUGUCUCUCCAAGAAUGAUCCCCAGAUCCUGUCAGGGUCUGCCAGCAAACUGUCCUUUGACUGUGCCUUCCCGCAUCCAGGAAGAUCAGAUUCUUAGCCAGCUACUGGGUCAUGGACCCAGUGACCACUGGGACAGCAGUCUUCCCCAAGAUUCAUCUUCCCAAAGUCACUCCUCCCCAGAGUCUGCCCUGCAACCCUGGGGAGCCGUCAAAUUGCGGCCAUCCGUUCUGAGCCAGCAGCAGUCCCCCUUGCCCUUGGCUUCCCCCGGUUUGGAAAGGCUGCCCCUUCUUCCCUCGGUGAAGAUGGAACCGGGCGACCUGCAGGCUGCUUCGGAUGUGCUUCCUUUUUCUUCAUUGCAUAUCCAGGAGGGCCUGAAUCCUGGUCACCUGAAGAAGGCCAAACUUAUGUUUUUCUUCACACGCUACCCCAGCUCCAACCUCCUGAAGGCUUAUUUCCCUGAUGUCCAGUUCAACCGCUGCAUCACCUCCCAGAUGAUCAAGUGGUUCAGCAACUUCCGUGAGUUUUAUUACAUCCAAAUGGAAAAAUUUGCCCGGCAAGCGAUUUCAGAUGGUGUCACAAAUCCCAAAAUGCUGGUGGUACUCCGUGACUCAGAACUUUUUCGAGCUCUCAAUAUGCACUAUAACAAAGGAAAUGACUUUGAGGUCCCGGAUUGCUUCUUGGAAAUCGCCAGCUUGACGCUACAGGAGUUUUUCAGGGCUGUCUCCGCAGGGAAAGACUCAGAUCCUUCCUGGAAGAAACCCAUUUAUAAAAUUAUUUCGAAACUGGACAGUGACAUCCCAGAGGUAUUCAAAUCUUCCAGCUAUCCCCAGGAGCUGUUUCGGAAUUAA